AUGCGCGAGUAUAAGGUGGUGGUGCUCGGCAGCGGAGGGGUCGGCAAAUCCGCGCUCACCGUGCAGUUCGUGACCGGGACCUUCAUCGAGAAGUACGACCCGACCAUCGAAGACUUCUACCGCAAGGAGAUCGAGGUGGACUCGUCGCCGUCGGUGCUGGAGAUCCUGGACACGGCCGGCACCGAGCAGUUCGCGUCCAUGCGGGAUCUCUACAUCAAGAACGGGCAGGGCUUCAUCCUGGUCUACAGCCUGGUCAACCAGCAGAGCUUCCAGGACAUCAAGCCCAUGAGGGACCAGAUCAUCCGGGUCAAGAGGUAUGAGCGCGUGCCUGUGAUUUUGGUGGGCAAUAAGGUGGACCUGGACAACGAGCGCGAGGUUUCGUCGAGCGAGGGUCAGGCUCUGGCUGAGGAAUGGGGCUGUCCGUUCAUGGAGACUUCGGCCAAGAGCAAGACUAUGGUGGACGAACUGUUCUCGGAGAUCGUCAGGCAGAUGGACUACGCUUCUCAGCCGGAUAAAGAAGACCCGUGCUGCUCCUCCUGCAAUAUACAAUAA
Danio rerio (zebrafish) is the source of this 552-nucleotide messenger RNA. It is a transcript of the gene rap2ab, whose product is annotated as RAP2A, member of RAS oncogene family b. Gene Ontology annotation, cellular component: bounding membrane of organelle; plasma membrane; recycling endosome membrane. Gene Ontology annotation, molecular function: GTPase activity; G protein activity; GTP binding. NCBI's taxonomy places the organism in Eukaryota, Metazoa, Chordata, Actinopteri, Cypriniformes, Danionidae. The record is from RefSeq and is marked provisional. Gene Ontology annotation, biological process: Rap protein signal transduction; signal transduction.